UCACAAAUCAUUGAAGAAAAAAAGUUCAGAGCACUGUCUAGUGGGUCUAGAUGACCCAACUCCCAAUGUUAAAGUGCCUAGGAUAGCACAAGGGUUAAAGAAUAUGAGGGUAUGUCUCAGAACACAGUUCAGUGACAGCUCAGCCUCUUUGUUUGGGAUUUGCUGCCACCUAGUGGACAAUUCAGGAAGUGCCUUAUUAUUAGCUGUUGACAGCUUUUAUAUUAUUCAUAACUCAACAUGUUUACAUUCUUAAGCUAAGGUCAUGCAAAUAAUGGUAAAAUAAAUACAUCACAUGUAAUAAGCAAUAAAAAUGCUCAUUUAAACAAACAAAUAAAUGUUUAGAUGUAAUUAAAUAAGUGGCUUAAUUGUUAAUAAAAUACUUAUUUUGUAUCCUUUUAACAGGAAUUUUAUUUUUUCCAUUUUGUCUCAGAAUAAAGACAUCAGGGAUGGUGGUGUGGACCCCAUAACUGUACAGAAAUGCAAUGUGUGUAAAACCAUGACCACCUUCCAUAAAUAUGUUUUUGUUAAUUAUUUUUGACUGAAUUAAUGUUCUAUACUUAAAAAUCUAAUUGAAUUCACAGAAAACCUUAAAAAAGUUUAACAUAAAUAAACAGUUUUAAAUAACCGAGAUGCAUUACUCCAAUGCAGUCUUUACCUUAAUAUUUUAGAGCUAUUUAGUACCUCGUUUAAGGAAUUUCUUUAUACAAAAUUGAUGGUACGCUAACUUUCAAAGUAAGAAAAAUCAAGGCAGCUGGUGAACUGUAAACCAGUUUGUUUAUAAGUCAAAGUUUUUGUUUUUUCAGCAAAAAAUGUGUUUAGUCGAGCACAUAAUGAAGAACUGUUGCACCUCAGUAAAUGUUCUUUAUGAAGGCCUAAGAACUAAAGUAAAUGCAUAGGCUAAAUAUUUGAAAAAAAGAAAAACAAGUAGGUUUUUGUAUUAAAUUAUUUUUUCCAAAAUAAAAUGACAAACUUAAAAAACAUUAACAGCUGUUUGUUUAAAAAAACUGUAUUGGUUCAAAAUAAAGAGACCAAGAGGUUAAUUACCUGAAACUAAUUCAAAACCAAUUGUGACUCAGUCAUACUGUUUUACAAACACAACAAAACAAACACAAAAAUACUUAGAAUUGCAUGGAAUUACAAGAUACAAAAAAAAAACACUAAAAUCUUUUAUAAGUAUCUUAAAUGUUGAAAAUUUAUUCAUUUCUUUUGAAAUGAUUUUCUAAUGAAAUUUGCGAAAACUAGGAAAACUGGCGAAAUCUGCCCUUUAAUUAAUGCACGUUCGCAUUAAUUAAAGGGACAGCGAUCUUGGCCCUAUUGGCUCGCCGUCGCUGAUCGGGUCACUGUCGGUGCUUGUUGGCGUCAGUGAUUUGCCCACGUGCUGAUGUUUAUGCUCCUCGUGCACGUCCGCCCAGUGAGAAAGAGAGAUUUGAAAAGAAAAUAUUCAUAACUUUUCGCGUUUCCUUUUAAUGUUAUAUAGAUCACAAAGAAAAACCUUAACAGUGUUUAAAUGAGUUUAGCCGGAUUGUUUAAUUGUUAAAUGUCCAAGAGCUCCUCUAGGCUAAAGUGAUGCCUUCACGUACUGGAAAGAACGUGGGACUUACUUUAGCACUUUAAAGCCUUUCGAGUUACAAUGCUGAUUUAUGUAUUAGUAGGUUUCUUUAGGGAAACAACAUUUGUAAAUAAUAGUUAUUCAAUAAACCUUUUAUACUUAAAGACGGAUUAAAGUUAGACACUUUCCCUAAAAGUGAAUAAUUUAGCCUUUUUUGUGACAGACCUUGGUUUUUCCACUCUAAAUUGUUUUGUUUUUUAAUAGUCUUGCUAAAAAUGCAUUUUCUUUGGUCUGAUUUUGAAAAGAAAACUGAAAGGGGGAUUUAUUUUUUUCUUUUUAAAUUUAUAAUAAUUCUCAAGUGUUUACCCUUGUUUUGACACUUUUGUACAGUUUGUACAUGCAGUUGGUCUUAUACAAUUUAAUUUAGUUUUUCCCCUUAUAACAUAUUCACAAUGAUAACCAUAUAGAAAUAUUAACAAAUUAAAUGCAUUUAAUCUAAAAAACUAUUAUUCAAUGUAUAAUCAUCUAUUUUUAAUCAUGAUAAAAUUACUUGACCUUUUUUGUUCGAGGUUUGCUUUAAAUUAAAGAACUCAAUUUGCAAAAUAUUUUCAUUUUCUGAUUUACAACUUUCCUGGCCGACUCUGAACGUUCCAUGUGGUUUAAAUCCCUCCCCGGACGUGACGUAUUCACCCUCUGCUUGUAAACACAAACUCACACGUGACACCUAAAGCAGAGCUGCGUCGCACGGCCGCAUUGUGUGAGCGGACAAAGAGUCGCUGUGCACGCGGGCAUCGGGCACGCGGGCGGCCAGAGAAGCGUUAUGGCAACAAACACUCGGAUUCUCCAAAGUUAGCCGGCUUUUCGGUGUUUGUCACGCCGGCGUUUGCUGCUCGUGUGGCCGCUUGGACUUCAUGUUUGGCCGCUCGGAGGAAAAACGACCUCAGCUGCGUUUUCAGCCGCAGUUUGUUUACGAAGCUUUUGUUCAAAUCCUAAAUUUAGCUCGCUGUUUUUUUCCCUGUGUGUGUUUCUUUUUGCUAAUAGCAUCUAGAAUUCCCGCGUCCGCCGUUUUUUCUCCUCGAUAAUUAGGCUUAUCGCGGCUGGAUGAGAUGUCAUUCGCCAUGGAGGAGAAUCUGGAGUCCGGAUGGGUGUCCGUUCGGCCCAAAGUGUUCGACGAGAAGGAGAAACAUAAAUUCGUCUUCAUCGUGGCGUGGAACGACGUCGACGGAAAGUUCGCCAUAACUUGUCACAACAGAACCGUCCAGAGACGGACCACCGUUCUGGACCUGGACCGGAGCCCCACGGCGGAGGCGCCCGCCGCGGCAGCACCGACCGCGGGGAAACUUCCGAAAAGUCCGGCCAGACCGAGUCAAGGAGCCGGAGAGAAGAAGCCGGACGUCAAGACGUUCGAGAGCCACACGGUCGGGUCCUGGGACAUCGUGACUCCUAAGGAGAUGGACGUGGAUUUCCCGGACCCCGUGGACGUGUCUCCGGAUGACCAAGCGGACGGCGGCACCAUCAGCCGGGAGGACUUCAGCUGGGCCGGACUGUUCUCCUUCCAGGACCUGCGGGCCGUCCACCAGCAGCUGUGCGCCGUCAACUCUGAGCUGGAGCCGUGCCUGCCGUCCUUCCCGGAGGGGCAGUCCGGCGUGUGGACGGUGCUGUUCGGGGCCCCCGGCCUGCCGCAGGUGGAGACGGACUCGCUGUGCUACCAGCUGCAGGUGUACCUGGGUCACGCCCUGGACACCUGCGGCUGGAAGAUCCUCUCCCAGGUGCUCUUCUCCGAGAACGAGGACACGGACGAGUACUACGAGAGCCUGGGGGAGCUGAGGCAGAAGGGCCACGAGGAUGCUGUGGAUGCGGCCAGACGGCGCAUGCAAGAGGUGUUGGACAAGCACAGGGCCAUGGACAGCAUGGUGGAUCUGCUGCAGGUCUACCCCGAGGAGGACGCCGCCUUCGGCGAGCUCCUGGAAGCCACCACUCAGCUCUACCACUACCUGCUCCAGCCCUUCAGAGACAUCAGGGAGGUGGCGACUUUGCGGCGGCAGCAGAUUAAGAUCUCCCUGGAGACGGAGCGCCUGGGUCCUCGCCGCGUGGAGAGCCUGAAGAAGGAGGACGAAGAGUGGCAGAGGAAAGCCGGCGCCGCCGUCCUGUCCAUUCAAGACCUGACGGUCAAGUUCUUUGAGACCACCACCCGAGCUCUGAAAGCGUUAUACGAGCGAAUGCGAGCGGAUCAGAGGAAGUUUGGGAAGUCGGCGUGGGCUGCAGCGGUGGAGCGCAUGGAGCGUCUGCAGUACGCCGUUUCCAAGGAAACGCUGCAGCUCAUGAGAGCCAAAGAAAUCAGCCUGGAGCAGAAAAAACACGGCCUGAAGGAGGAGAUGCAGAGUCUGCAGGGCGGGGACGGCGCCAUGCUGCGGCUGGACCAGCUGGAGGCGCUGUACUACGAACUGCAGCUGCAGCUGUACGACAUUCAGGCCGAAGUGCUGCGCUGCGAGGAGCUGCUGCUGACUGCGCAGCUUCAGAGUCUGCGCAGGCAGAUGAGCGAGUACCGGGACGAGGUGGUGUACUACGACGCCUUUGAGAGCCCCGACGCCAUGAAGGGCGUGGAGGACCCCGGCCCGCCGCCGUCACACCAGAGAGAAGAAGAACUGAGCGCGCUCCAGCAGAGGGCGCGGCAGCUGGAGGCCCGCAGAGGCCGCAUCACAUCCAAGAAGGUCUAUCUCAAAAACAAGAAGGAAAUCUGCAUCGACAAACACAAGCAGAAGACGCUGCAGCGGCGAGGAAGCAGCGCCUGUGCGCAGCAGGAGGAGGAGGAGGAGGAAGAGGAUGAAGCCGAGCGAAACGCCAGAGUGAGUCAGGACAGACGGAAGACUCUGGACAGACUCCGCAGCCUCAAACAGCGUUAUCCAGGUCAGGUCACGCUGAGGUCCGGUCGGCUGAGGCGGGCGGCGCCGAGCAUGCAGGCCGUCAGCGUUCAGACCGACUCCAUGUCGGACCUCCCAGAACUCUCUGCUCCUCUGGCGGGCUGCUGCGCCUCUUUGCCGCCCGUCGACCUGCAAAGCUGCGCCGUCCCCCCUCCCUUCCUGUCGCUGCCUCCUCUUCCAGCUCCUUCAUCUGCUGUCCGGCUGGAUUCCCCUCCGCCCCCGCCCCCUCCUCCGCCGCUUCCCCCUCCUCCUCUGCUUCCUCCCCCGGAGACGGCGUCCUGCAGCCCGGUGCGUCAGCAGAGGAGCGAGUCCGAAGUGGCGCCGCUGCCUCUGGCUCCUUUCUGCCCGCGGUUCUUUGACAGCAGCCAGCUGAUGACGGCGAGGAAGAAGCUGAGGAAGACCGCCUCCCUGGAUUCGUCGCAGUGGAGACGAGCGAGCUCGCCGAUGGACGAGGUGCUGGCGUCGCUCAAGCGCGGCAGUUUCCACCUGAGGAAGGCGGAGCUCCGCGUCCUGGGCCCCGACCCGGACGAUGACAGCAACAACAUCCUGGCUCAGAUCCGCCAGGGCGUCCGGCUGAAGAAGGUGCGCAGCCGCCCCGAGCAGCAGCAGCAGCAGCGCCUCCCCAAGAGCUUCCCGCACUCGGCCGACGCGCUGACCCGCAGCAUCCACGAGGCGCUGAGGAGGAUCAAGGAGGCGUCGCCGGAGUCGGAGUCGGAGGACGAGGGCCUCCCCUGCACCGACUGGGAAAACUGAGGUGACGCCGUCAGACCCGAAACUUUUACGGAGCCAAAACGAAGAGAAAAGGAGCAGAACAGACAAACCCGGGUCACCUUGGUGCAAUUUCAACGAAGACGCUUCGUUUUUGUUGUGUGUUUUUUGUUUUAAUACGUGUUCUUUGACCACUGGUCUUUCUGUGUUGGAGGACGACUCCAACCUCUGCUGCGUCAGAGCCGACUGUAGCUCGCCGCCACGUUUUUACAAAGUGAGCGUUCUCUCGCCUCAGUCUCCACUUCAACCAUUUACUGUACGCGCUGCAGCGCUGCGACACCUUCAACAGUGCCUGUCGAUCUAAAAACUCGAAGUGGCUGCAGAGGUCUUCGGUUUGAACACUGGGAAGCAGACUUUUCACUCUCGUCUGUGCAGAUGGCGCCAACGCCGCCUCAGUAUUUUAUGAGCAACCCGUCCAGGUUCCAGCUGUCAGUCACUCAGAGGGAUGAUCGGAGCGUGCACGUUUCACAGAACCAUGUGUAGAAACAAAUCCUGAAAGAACGUUCGGGUUUUUCUUCAGAAAAAAAUGACCCGAUUGAAUCUGAAGAGGCUCUGAACACAUAUUUAUAGGGAGAAAGGGAUCGCUCUACCUUCACUGCCCUCUGCUGGCAGCUGCCAUCCAUUACGCCUGAAAACACAGUAAAUGUGAUGUUUUGUUGAUUUUGUGGAGCUUGUUUGCUGCCCCCCCUUGUGUGUUCUGGAGUUUAGUUUUAAAUGCGUGUUGUUUUGAGAAUUUUCUUUCUUUCUUUUUUAAACCAUUACAUCUUUCCGUCUUCUUUUAUUUUAACGUUUGUUUUAGUAAAUGUGAUUCCAGGAGUGAAAGAAUUUCAGCUCAGAUGAGCAUCAAACGCAGAUUUCUCUUAUUGGAAACGAAACGUUUCAUCACAGCUGGCAGAGAUUUUUCAGUCAUCAACUCAGAACUUUGAAAGUUCCUCGCAUACGACAGAAAUCAGAGCAAAAAUUCGUGUUUUUUUUUCCUUUCACGUUUAGCUGCUUCCUGUGGAAAAACCACCAACGGUUUUCUCCUCCUGGGGGGGUUUUCAGCAGCUUCCUUCAAAUUGUAUCCCAUAAAUCAAAACCUUUGUAAACUUUUUUCUUUACACAAAUGAGAGGGGGGGGGGACAGGAAUUAAGGAACUUCAGGCAUGAACGUUGCUGAAAAGUUUCAAAUCAAACAUUUCUCUUUCUUAAAAUUGACCGAAAAAGAAAAUAACUGAUUUAUUUACAAAUAUGAAGAGCAAAAAUGUCGGGUAAAAUAAAAGAGCUCUAUGCCUCAGUCCUUAACUCUCCACCUCCUCUAAGGACUCCUCCAGGAUGACCGUUAGCUUUCAUUGGGAAGAUUCUCAUUUCAAACCAGUCGCUUACGGUUUAGUUGCAGGAUUUUUUGUGAUUUUGCUGUUUACGCCUUUUUCUGCUCAGCUAUGCUAACCGUAGCACCGCCCGCUACCUGAGCGGCGAGCUGCGGCUCCUGGCCUUCCCGUCAUUGUCGUACAGUUUUCCCGCCGCCGUUCCUUCUUAUGCAUGUGACCGGUUCCCGGACAGGACUCGUCACGCCGUACGUGCAAUAACGAAGAUGGAAGAAAAGUCAUUUUUAGGAAUUGUACUGUAAUGAGAUGUAAAUCAUGAAAAAUGUAUCCGCAUGCCUAAAUGUAUUGAAGUAUUUAUUAAAACUUCAUAUUUUAAAGAUUUUUUUUAAAGCGUACAAAUACAAAUGUACUUUAUAUAUAAACUUUGUUUUCCUAUCAUGACAUUCCUCUUUGCUUUCUAUAUCUUAUAUUUAUAAUGGUUUUUCUUUCAAAAUAAAAGCUCAAAAUGUUGGAGUUUUUUUUAAA
Molecule: messenger RNA, 7069 nt
Organism: Oryzias latipes (Japanese medaka)
Lineage: Eukaryota; Metazoa; Chordata; Actinopteri; Beloniformes; Adrianichthyidae
Gene: jmy
Product: junction mediating and regulatory protein, p53 cofactor
Biological process (GO): 'de novo' actin filament nucleation; Arp2/3 complex-mediated actin nucleation; intrinsic apoptotic signaling pathway by p53 class mediator
Cellular component (GO): nucleus; cytoplasm
Molecular function (GO): actin binding; transcription coactivator activity; Arp2/3 complex binding
Source: RefSeq, a predicted model, not a curated record